AUGGACACACAAGCAGGAAUAUCUCAGAAGGACAUCUAAUGUUAUCCCCGGAUUGUGACAUAAAAGAUAAUGACAGUAGACAGGAUUCUCCAGGAGAUAACCCCAUUACCCCAAUUAUACAUCCAGCUCUAUCAGCUGGUCCCUCUGAUCCUGGGGAAUGUUCUCCUGAUCACUCUGAUAUUGGUGCAUCUGUUACAGCUCUGAGAGUAGAUACAGUGUUUCCCUGUUCUAUAGAUGCCAAAUGUUUUACACAGAACACAAACCUUAUUACCCAUCAGCCAGCUAAGGCAGGUGAGAGGCCACUGAUAUGUUCUGAGUGUGGGAAAUGUUUUACAUACAAAUCAGGUCUUGUUACACAUGAGAGAAUACAUACAGGUGAGAAACCAUAUUCCUGUUCUGAGUGUGGGAAAUGUUUUACCCAGAAAUCACAACUUAUUACACAUCAGCGAAGUCACACAUGUGAAAGGCCAUUUCCAUGUCCUGAGUGUGGGAAAUGUUUUGCACAUAAAUCAGAUCUUGUUAGUCAUAACAGAAAUCACACAGGUGAGAAGCCAUUUUCAUGUUCUGAGUGUGGGAAAUGUUUUACCUGGAAAUCACAACUUGUUACACAUCUGCGAAGUCACACAGGUGAAAAUCCAUUUCCAUGUUCUGAGUGUGAGAAAUGUUUUACAUAUAAAUCACAACUUGUAAUACAUAAGAGAAUACAUACAGGUGAGAAACCAUAUUCCUGUUCUGAGUGUGGGAACUGUUUUACAUACAAAUCAACUCUUGAUGCACAUAAGAGAAGUCACACAGGUACAUCACCAUUUCCAUGUUCUGAGUGUGGGAAAUAUUUUGCACAGAAAUCACAACUUGCUAGACAUCAAAGAAUUCACACAGGUGAGAGGCCAUUUCCAUGUUCUGACUGUGGAAAAUGUUUUGCACAAAAUUCAGAUCUUGUUAGUCAUAACAGAAGUCACACAGGCGAGAAUCCAAUUUCUUGCUCUGAGUGUGGGAAAUGUUUUGCCUGGAAAUCACAACUUGUUAAACAUCAGAGAAGUCACACAGGUGAGAAGCCUUUUCCAUGUCCUGAGUGUGGGAAAUGUUUUGCAAACAAAUCAGAUCUUGUUAAACAUAAGAGAAGUCACACAGGUGAGAAGCCAUUUCCAUGUACUGAGUGUGGUAAAUGUUUUGCACAAAAAUCAGAUCUUGUUAGUCAUAACAGAAGUCACACAGGUGAGAAUCCAAUUUCCUGCUCUGAGUGUGGGAAAUGUUUUGCCCGGAAAUCACAACUUGUUAUACAUCACAGAAGUCACACAGGUGAGAAGCCAUUUUCUUGCUCUGAGUGUGGGAAAUGUUUUGCCCGGAAAUCAGAUAUUGUUAGACAUCAGCGAAGUCACACAGGUGCGAGGCCAUUUCCAUGUUCUGACUGUGGAAAAUGUUUUGCACAUAAAUCACAUCUUGUUAUUCAUCAGAGAAAUCACAUAGGUGAGAAGCCUUUUUCUUGCUCUGAGUGCACGAAAAGUUAUACUCAGAAAUCAGAACUUGUUACACAUCAGAGAAGUCACACAGGUGAGAAGCCAUUUCCAUGUCCUGAGUGUGGGAAAUGUUUUGCACACAAAAGAGAUCUUUUUAAACAUGAGAAAAGUCACACAGGUGAGAAGCCAUUUUCUUGCUCUGAGUGUGGGAAAUGUUUUGCACUCAAAUCAGCUCUUGUUAUACAUCACAGAAGUCACACAGGUGAGAAGCCAUUUUCUUGCUCUGAGUGUGGGAAAUGUUUUACACAGAAAUCACAUCUUGUUACACAUCGGCAAAGUCACACAGGUGAGAAUCCAUUUCCAUGCUCUGAGUGUGGGAAAUGUUUUGCACUCAAAUCAGCUCUUGUUAUACAUCACAGAAGUCACACAGGUGAGAAGCCAUUUCCAUGUUCUGAGUGUGGGAAAUGUUUUACACACAAAUCACAAUUUGUUACACACCAGAGAAGACACACAGGUGAGAAGCAAUUUUAAUCUUCUGGAGUAUACUCAUCAUUGCCAUGCGUUGUUCUUCAAGGUUCUUAUCGUAUCUCCUAUGCUUUUUGCAAUAUACAUGCUACUGCAUGGUGAAAUAAUCAGAUGUCAUGUCCUCAUCUACCACUGCUAUGCAGAUGAUCUGUCUUUUGCUCCAGACACUGAGAACCCAGUCCCAAUCCUAAAUGGUUGUCUAGCUGAGCUCCAGGUGUGGGUGAUGCCAGUUGGCUGUGACUCAGUCCUGGUGAAACAGGUCCAUAUGGUAGAAGCUCACCAACAAAGGACAGGGCUACAGCUCAGCUUUGCAAACCAACCAGACUUACACUUGGGGGUUCAGAGUUACAAAAUUCUGAUCCUGUGCAGAAUCUUGGUGUCCUGGAUUGUGGAGUGACACUUAGACAUCAGGUAUCAGCCACAAUCAGAUCCUUAUCUGAGGAACAUAGCCAGACUCCAGCACUUAUUUCCCUCAGAAGAUCUACCUACAGUCAUACAUGUACUUGUAUCAUCACGCACAGACUACUGCAAUGUCCUCUACCUGGGUCUCCCAGCAAAAGAAUUACUGAGCUUGUAGCUUGUACAGAAUGCAGCAGCCAGGUUGUUACCUAACCAGCCCGUUCCUGCCACAUAACACCCAUUCUCUGCUCCCUUCACUGGCUGCCUGUAAGAUGAUGACUCGGGGCCUAAUUCAGGUUUGAUCGCAGUGUGUGAUCCAAACGGAAUUAUUGAAAAAUUGCGGGCGCAUCCACUGCGCCCAUCCCGUGCAUGCACCUGCAUUUUCUGCAGAGGGGACGCAGAAAAUGUGAUUGCCUGUCAGGCAGAGGCAGUCACGUGGGGUGGGCGGGCAAUGCUCCAUUUCCAGGGAGGGAGCGGUGCGGGGGCAGUGUGGCGCGAACGGAGGACAGACGGGCAUGAUCACGGCUGUGUGACAUCACAUGCAGCCGCCAUGAUCAAGAAAAAUGCAGCGGGCCUCCUGCGCAAGCAGCGGCAGCAGGAGGCUUCACUAAUUUCUACGAUAAAGCAGAAAUUGUGAGGCAAUCGCAAUUUCUGCUUCAUCAAGGGGGUAGGCGGUGGUCAGCAUGCUGGGUGGCCUUGCGAUGGGUGGCCCCUAGCACGCUAGGAAAAGGAUUGCUAAUUAGCAGCAUCUGCUAUCCUUACUGAAUUUAGACCCUCUAUUAAGUAAUCUUACUGAGUCCCAGCCUUGCAUGACCAUAAUACCAGAAGCAGCUGCUGCCUCCGUACUGCCCGGGUUUCUUCCAUCUGUUGAUGGACUGUUAGCAGUACCAUAAAUUCCCAAGCAGUGCUAAGAUGUCAGGGGAAACAGGGUGGGUGGCAGUAGUGCAGUAGCGGGGGCUACUGGAGGCAAUGUCUAUGUGGGUAAUAUUGUCCCCAAGCAGGGCUGAGGAGGGAGACAGGGCAGGGGGCAGAAGUAGGAGCUGCUGGAGGCAAUGUCUAUGAGGUUAAACGUCCCCAAGCAGGGCUGAGGAGGGAGACAGGGUGGGUGGCAGUAGUGGGAGCUGCUGGAGGCAAUGUCUAUGUGGGUAAACAUCUGCAAGCAGGGCUGAGGUGUCAGAGCGGGGAGACAGGGCAGCUGGCAGUAGUAGGGGAGACACGGGUGGAUGGCAAUAGUGGGGGGAGAUGGGACGGGCG
This is a messenger RNA of Pseudophryne corroboree (corroboree frog), 3635 nucleotides long. RefSeq names its product gastrula zinc finger protein XlCGF26.1-like. Lineage: Eukaryota; Metazoa; Chordata; Amphibia; Anura; Myobatrachidae. The coding region runs from base 39 to 1988 and encodes 649 amino acids. The record is from RefSeq and is a predicted model, not a curated record. The transcript has a single exon.